UCGAAAAGCAAACUAUAGAAUGUACAUUAAGACCAAAGUGGCAGUUGACAAAUAGACUUGUCAUUUGAACAACAUCAUGCAACAUUUCCUAGUUGGCUACACGAAUCAUCCACCAUUUGUACGGCCUCAUCUCGAAGAUAAACGAAAUGAUAUAUGGGUGGUUCGCGGUGGAGCUGAUUAUCAUCUGGUCAAUGAAUUAAGUCAUAAAUACAACUUUACCUAUGACUUGGUCUACAUGUUUAACCAAUAUGAAUUGCUUAUCGAUGAUUUUAAUCGCAGUACAAUGGAUCCAUCAGUGCAGCUGAAUUUGGCUGAUAAUGAGACAAUUGACAUAGGUAUCGGCGGUUGGACAUUGAAUUAUGAAAGAGCUCAAUCAGUUGGAUAUCUUUAUCCAUAUCUAGUGGAACAGACAUCUAUCAUGACGGCAGUAUCGCACUAUCAUACACCGGAUCCUGAUAAACUGUUCAAACCAUUCGAUCAUUUCAUUUGGAUGGGCGUUUUCGGUUCGCUUGUUCUAUUCUUUUUAUUCGGCCGUUUCGACAGACGAUUUAAGAGAAGACAUCACGGAUCCAGUUUAUUAUGGAUAAACUUACAGCUUUUAUUUCGUCAGCCAGUUCAUUCUUGGUUCAAAGAUCCACGAGUAACAAGCGAUAAAUUAUUUGUAUCCUCUCUUUGGAUGCUUAUUGUGAUAGUCUUAACUAGUUCGUAUGCAGGCUGCUUAUUUUCUGUUAUUACUGUGCCUCAUAUCGACACCAUUGAUACGAUAUAUAAAUUGGCCCAGCAAUGCAAUCGAGGAUCAUUCGUUGUAUUGGUUGAAAAUGGCACGGCUUCCAUGACCGAAAUUCAAACUAGCCAACGGCCAUUGGCCCUAAUUCUCCAAAAACAUUUACAAGUUGUUCAAUACCAACUAUGGGCAGCAGAAAUGGUAUUAAAUUCAAGCAUCGAAAAUGGUGGCAUCAGAUAUGCGUUUAUACAACAGUACUAUAUGCUUAAACACCUGCAAAUGGUAUUCGAUAGAGAUCGACUAUAUCUUCCUAAACCCGGAUAUUCUUCUUCAUUAAUGAAAACGUUAAAUGUAGUGUUGCUACGACCAUCAUUUCCAUUGGUCACUCAAUUUAAUGAGAUCAAUUCUCGCUUAUUUAAUGCCGGUUUAUAUCAACUAUGGCUUGAACGCGAAUUUCGACAAAACAAAUCCAUCAACCAAGUAAUUGUCGAUUCAGUUUCGAAUGCAAAUGAAGACCCUGAAAAUGGGGAAUCAGAUGAAACACUCUCAAGCCAAUUGUCCAUCAAAAAUGAUAAUCUUACUCAACCAUUGAGUUUGAAACAUUUGACUAUCUUCUUUCUACUAUAUCUAUGUUUGAUGUUUGUAUGUUUACUAACGUUCGCUGCUGAAUGUAUUUUUUAUAUGAAUUCUAUUUCGAAUUUGCCAUUGAAUGAUUGUUAUUGCACUCAACAUUGUCUGGCUGAACUAUCAAUAAGUAAAAUCAUUGAUAGGAAACCAAUCAUUUAUUAAUAUUAAAAAAAAAGAUUGUACGUGUGAAUGCAAAUGUACAUUUAUUUGAAAACAAUUUUCAAAUCAAUCAAUCGAUCGAUUCGA
Messenger RNA from Dermatophagoides farinae (American house dust mite), 1597 nucleotides. RefSeq lists its product as uncharacterized. NCBI's taxonomy places the organism in Eukaryota, Metazoa, Arthropoda, Arachnida, Sarcoptiformes, Pyroglyphidae. The record is from RefSeq and is a predicted model, not a curated record. Gene Ontology annotation, cellular component: membrane. Gene Ontology annotation, molecular function: ligand-gated monoatomic ion channel activity.